Messenger RNA from Arthroderma uncinatum, 2118 nucleotides. RefSeq lists its product as uncharacterized. The coding region runs from base 1 to 2118 and encodes 705 amino acids. The record is from RefSeq and is a predicted model, not a curated record. Gene Ontology annotation, biological process: DNA-templated transcription. NCBI's taxonomy places the organism in Eukaryota, Fungi, Ascomycota, Eurotiomycetes, Onygenales, Arthrodermataceae. Gene Ontology annotation, molecular function: zinc ion binding; DNA-binding transcription factor activity, RNA polymerase II-specific; DNA binding. Gene Ontology annotation, cellular component: nucleus. The transcript is spliced from 5 exons.
AUGGCUGCUUCGUCGUCUACACCACUCCCGACCACCGUUGCCCCAAGGGACACGCAGCAAUAUGCCCUUAGCACCGGCUCUCGCCCGUACCGGUCACACAAAGUCCGGGCCUGUGAUCUGUGUCGAAAGCGCAAAUCACGCUGCACGGUCGACCUGCCUGGCCAGUCAUGCUUGCUGUGCAGAGUUCAAGGCGCCGAUUGCCACUAUGGCGAAGACAAGUCCAGCCUGAUGGACGCGCCGUCAUCGGCUAUCAGCAGCGACACCAAACCCUGGAGCAUGCCUCCCGAUACCAAGGGGCUAAAAAGGACGCACGAUGAUAUGAGUACGGCGUCCCCGGCUCGAAAUCUUAUGGAAAUCCCGCGCAUGCUCUCCAAGGAAAACCAUUCCUCGACCAACCAUAAAUCAGAGCACGAGCAAGGCUAUCGACAUGGACCAGGGGAAUCAGUACAUAUUGUUGGUCCUGUUGCGGCUGCCGAUGCUCAAGUUAUCGAGCGUUAUACAGAACGAUCGAAUAAUCACAGCCCGGAUAGAAAGACGCCAUAUAACGUUUAUUCCAACGAUCCAAGGAAACCAAUCCUUUACACAACCGUAUCAAGACGACGGCAGGGACUUAGAACGGCGGGGGUUCCGGGAGAAACCCAAAAGGAAAUCAUCGAACAGAUCAUUGGCCCUUUUAAACACGAUCUAAUCAAGAUAUUCCUGGAUAAAAUUAAUGCUUCCUUUCCGAUAUUCGACGAAGAAGCAUUUUUGAGCGGAUAUGAGGCUCAAGAUGACAGCGUUCCACCACCGUUGCUUUGCCAGGUGUAUGCAACGUCACUCAUCUAUUGGAACCAAUCUCCAGUCCUCGCUCCACAUCCAAAGCCUGACGUCAGAUAUGCCGUCAAUAUGGCCGUAGUUGCACUUCACGAAGAGUUUUCUGCUCCGGGACUGUCGACAUUGAGUGCUGCUUUGAUCGACCUAACGGGCAGACCUAUCUUCUCCACUACAGGAAAUGCCAUAAACAGCGGCCGUACUGUAGCUCUCUCUCACUGUCUGGGCCUCAACAGGGACCCAAGUAACUGGAAACUGUCCCGUGCAGAGAAGAAUCAACGUAUCCGGCUCUGGUGGGGCGUUGUCAUCCAUGAUAAAUGGGCGAGUUAUGGACAUGGAGUUCCUCCACAGAUCUCCCGGAAUCAAUAUGAUGUUCCCCUCCCCACAAUUAGUGUUCUUGUACCACAAGCAAACCCCACGCAGCAAAGAGUCAGGGCUGCACAUUGUUAUAUCGCCUUGUGCCAGUUGACUGAGAUUCUCGGAGACCUCCUCCCACUAGUAUAUGGCCUUCAACCGAAACCUUCCAAGGAGACAUCAAAAAUCCUUAGAAGAAUGAGGUCGGAUUUGGACAGGUGGGAGGAUUCUCUUCCGGACUGGCUAAGGGUGCCACAAGAUCAAGACGCCCCAUCAACAUCGGGUUCCAGCAGCAUGCAGCUAGCAUUUCUGGCGCUAAAAAUGCUGGUUUGCAGGGUUGAACUCCAAGAGGAAUGGCUACAGGAAGUAAGUCCAUCUGACAACCCGAACGCAGAGGCUCGCCGAUACUUCCAGACGGAAUGUAGGAAGGCAGCGGAGGAAAUCGUUCAGUUCAUGAUAUCGUUGAGGAAACCGCAAUAUCAAGAGUUCUGGAUGUCUUACAGUUCAUACCAUCUGACGUCGACAGCGACCCUCCUUGUUCGGUCUGCAUUGGAGACAUCAGACCCAGAGAUUGCUCGAUCCUGUCUCAACAACGUCAGCAUUCUCCGUGGUGUCCUAGAAAAGGCGCGAUCUGAAAAUGACUGGGAUGUCGGUGACAUGUGUCUCGACCACUGCGAGAAGAUACUCAGCAAACAUACCACUGAAGAAGUAGUGCAAGCUUCAGAGCUUAAUAGAAAUAACGCCAUAAACCAUCACAGUACCGACGCCCCUGAAGCAGCGGCGAUGACGCCGUAUGAUCGAACGACACACAACGACAUAGUUGACGACAUGAUGUCGAUAUCUGGCACGUUCGGAACGAUGGAUGGUUUCCCGUUUGAUAUGACUGGAAUUUGGGACGUAUCGGGCAUACAGGAUCAGGAUGCGAGCUUCAUGAAUAUGACUGCUCUGCAGUGA